Ahaetulla prasina is the source of this 1813-nucleotide messenger RNA. It is a transcript of the gene PSME2, whose product is annotated as proteasome activator subunit 2. Gene Ontology annotation, cellular component: proteasome activator complex; nucleoplasm; cytoplasm. Gene Ontology annotation, molecular function: endopeptidase activator activity. Gene Ontology annotation, biological process: positive regulation of endopeptidase activity; regulation of proteasomal protein catabolic process; regulation of G1/S transition of mitotic cell cycle. Lineage: Eukaryota; Metazoa; Chordata; Lepidosauria; Squamata; Colubridae. The coding region runs from base 828 to 1550 and encodes 240 amino acids. The record is from RefSeq and is a predicted model, not a curated record. The transcript has 11 exons.
GGAAAGGAAAGGAAGAUAGAAAAAGGAAAGGAAGAGAAAAAGGAAAGAAAAGGAAAAGAUAGAAAAGGGAAAGGAAGAUAGAAAAAGGAAAGGAAAAAGAAAAGGAAAAGAAGAUAGAAAAAGGAAAAGAUAGAAAAGGGAAAGGAACAAGGAAAGGAAAGGAAGAUAGAAAAGUGAGGAAAAUAGAAAAAGAAAAGGAAAAGAAGAUAGAAAAAGGAAAGGAAAGAAAAAUAGAAAAAGGAAAGGAAAAAUAAAAAAUAAAAAAAGGAAAAGAAGUUAGAAAAAGGAAAGGAAAAUAGAAAAAAGAAAGGAAGAUAGAAAAAGGAAAGGAAAAAGAAAAGGAAAAUAGAAAAAAAUGAAAGGAAGAUAGAAAAAGGAAAGGAAAGGAAAAUAGAAAAGGAAAGGAAGAAAGAAAAAAGAAAAGAAAAAGGAAAGGAAAAAAGAGAAUAGAUAAAGAAAGGAAGAUAGAGAAAGGAAAGAAAGAUAGAAAAAGGAAAUAGAGAGCAAGAAAAGACCAAAGAAAGGGAGGAAGAAAAAAAGGAAAGGAGGGAAAUGGGAAGGAAGGAAAAAAACGAGAGGAAAGGAAAGGAGGUAGGAAGGAAGGGAAAGAGAAAUGUAAGCAAGCAAGAACAGACCAGAGGAAGGGAGGAAGAAAAAAAGGAAGGAGGGAAAUGAAGGAAGAAAGGGAAGGAGAGGAAGGGGAGGGGCGAGGCAGGCCUGAACGGAACGUGGGAAUGUGAAAGUGAAAUCGACUUUUCGAGGCCAGCCGAAAAGCGAGUCGCCGUCUUCUCCCCGCGGGCCAAGCGCUGCACCCCCGGUUUGACACCAUGGCCAAAUCCUGCACCGCCAACAUCCGAGUCGCCAAAGAGACGCGCGAGAAGAUGGCUCUCUUUAGAGAAUCACUUUUGAAAGAGGGCGAAGAGUUUCUUUUCACAUUUUUACCUGCAAAAAUAUUCCAGUUGGAUAAGUUUCUUAAGGAAAAUUCACUCAACGUUCAAGAUUUGACCACUCUUAAAGCUCCUUUGGAGAUCCCUAUUCCAGACCCCCCACCCAAAGACGACGAGAUGGAUACAGAAAAAGAGGAAAAGGAAGCUCCAAAAUGCGGCUAUCUCAAAGGAAACGAGGUUCUCAUUUCACUUCUGGAUCGCGUGAAACCCGAAGUUCGCGAGUUUAAAGAAAAAUGCAUUUUGGUCACGACCUGGAUCCAGUUCAUGAUCCCUAAAAUAGAGGACGGCAACGACUUCGGGGUGGCGGUUCAGGAGAAGGUACUGGAACGUAUCACGGCUUUGAAGACCAAAGCGGAAGCUUUCCAAACCACCAUUGCUAAAUAUUUUUUGGAACGUGGAGAUGCGGUCGCCAAGGCCUCCAAAGACACGCACGUGAUGGACUACCGGUGUUUGGUUCACGAACGCGACGAAGCCAUUUACCGAGAAAUGCAGAUGAUGGUGCUUGAUAUCCGUGGAUUUUACGCUGAGCUGUACCACAUCCUGAGCAAAAACUUGGAGAAGUUGACGAACCCCAAGGGCGAAGAGAAGCCGUCCAUGUACUAACAGAGAAAAACACAUUUAAGGGCAAACAGGCAAGGGAUGUUGUGUGGAUCACGGUAUCUUUGUACUAAUAACACAAUUUGCCAGAAUCUGCGACCGAUGUUCCUUGCAGGGGGAGCUCAACUUUUUCUGUCUUUUUUGGGAGGGUGUCGGGUGAACAUAAAAAUACAGGGUUAGAAAAAGAAAUGAGAUCUUUAGAACCCAGAAGGAGGGAGAUGAAAGGGAAAGAAGCAAAUUGGGUACCAAAAUAAAACGUUUCAACCAUU